GCAAUUCUCGUUGGUGAUUUGACAACAUGGCGGAAAUGAAUUCUCGAGGAGGUUCAGAGUUUGCUAAACGAGUCGACCCGAAAAGGGACAAUUUGACCAAGGAGCAGAUUGAGUUCAUGCAGAAAGUCGAGCUGGCUCAAUGGCAUAAAAACAUGCAAAAAAGGAGCGGAAGGAAUGUAAUUACAGGUUUAGCUAUCGGGGCAAUCGUGUUGGGCAUCUAUGGAUACACAUUUUAUUCAGUAUCACAGGAACGUUUUUUGGAUGAUUUGGAAGAAGAAGCAAAAGGUGUUCGAGCAAGAAGUAAUUCUAAGAAUUCAGUAAACUGAAGCACUUAGUUUGCAUAGUUUGUGUAUUUCUGAUUUAUGACUGGUUAAUUUGAACAACUAUGCAACUAUUAUAUAUUAGCGGAAAUUAAACAUCAUGGAUCAUGAUGUACAUUUUUCAGAGUGCACAGAGGCUUUUAUUUUCUGUGUCUGUCUUUGACUGCCUUUAUCCAGAAGUGAUCUUAUGUUAGUCUAAACAAAGGUACAACUUAUUAAAUCUAUGACUUCUGAGACUUGUAUAUGGCAAAAUUAAAUGUAUACAUUUGCUGCUGUAAUAAACUUUGAUUAUAAUUAUCUUUCCUAUCCUAUUGACAGUUUGAAAUGAAAAGUAGAAAAGUUAUGAUUCAUAUUAUGAAAAGUUAUGUCAUGUCCUACUAAUUCCAUCUCAAUGAAAUUGAAGUCCACACUGUGUAAAAACUUUUCAUAGAAUUGAAAAAUUUAGCAUGAAUGAACUGAUAAUGUUGAGCUCCUUGUCAUGAAUAAGUUAUCGGUACCGUACAGGUAUUUAAAUGGAAGAAGCAAAAACCUGCUCAUGUUCUCAAAAGCUGUGACUACAGGAACAUUUUUCACUUUUGUGGCAGGAUACCCAAAUCAAUUUAGUGAUUCCAUUUUUUCCAGUUCCACAGUAGUGUUCUCUUUAAGAUUUUCUUGUUGCCACCGAUUAGCUUUUUCCUCCCGCUGUACAACUCCUGAAUUGUUUACGGAGCAGCUAUAUAUGCAUAGUACUUAUCAUGGAACUGAACUUAUUAACCUUCCAGGCUGCUAUUAAGCUUAACAUGAGUACAGCUCUACAGUGUUAUUUUCAUAAUCAUGUUUUUAAAAUUCUUGUAUGGGAUGUGGGUAUUGCUGGCAAGGCCAGCAGUUUUUGCCCAUCUCUAAUUUUUUUUUGAUUCACGGAAUGUGAGUGUCCUUGGCUAAGCCAGCAUUCAUUGACCAUGACUAGUUUCCCUUGGGAAGGUAGUGGUGACCUGCCUUCUUGAACCGCUGUCACCUAUUUGGCGUAGGUACAUGCACAAUGCCCAGGCAUAUCCGCCCAGGUAAGGAAUUCCAGGAUUUUGACCCAGUAACAUUGAAGGAAUGGUGAUAUAUUUCCAAAUCUAGAUUGAGAGUAGUUCAGAGUGGAACUUUCAGGUGGUGAUGUUCCUAUGUAUCUGCUGCCCUUGCCCUUCUAGAUGGUAGUGCUCAUGGGUUUGGAAGGUGCUAUCUAAAAAGCCUUGGUGAAUUUCUGCUGCACAUCAUGCGGAAGGAGCACACUGCUGCUACUGAAUGUUAGUGGUGGAGGGCAUGAAUAUUUCUGGAUGUAGUGCCAAUCAGGUAAGCGGCUUUAUCCUGAAUCGUGUCAAACUUGAGUGUUGAUGGAGCUGCAUUCAUCCAGGCAAAUGGGGAGUAUUCCAUCACACUUGUGACUUAUAGAUGGUAAACAGGCUUUGGGGAGUCAGGUGCUGAGCUGGUUGCUGCAAGAUUCCUAACCUCUGAGCUUGCUCUUGUAGCCACAGUACUUAUCUGACAAGUCCAGUUCAGUUUCUGGUCAAUGGCAAACACACAGGCUGUUGAUAGUGAUGGAAUUCAGUAAUGGUGAUGCCAUUAAAUGUGAAGAGAUAAAGAUUAUCUUCUCUCUUGUUGGAAAUAGUCAUUGCCUGGCACUUGUUUGGUACAUGUGACAACUUGUCAGCCCAAGUCUGGUUAUUGUAGACUGCUUCAGUGUCUGAGGAAUUGUGAAUGGUGCAGAACAUUGUGCAGUCAUCAACCAACAUCCCUGCUUCUGACUGGAUGAUGGAGGGAAGGUCAUUGAUGAAGCAACUGAAGAUGGUUGGGCCAAGAAGAUUACCUUGAAGAACUCCUGCAAAAAUGUCCUGUAGCUGAAUUGACUGACAUCCAACAACCAUAACCAUCUUCCUUUGUGCCACAUGUCACUCUAUAAACAGAGGUUUCCCACCCUGAUUCCCAUUGUCUCAAAUUUUGCUAGAGUGCCACACUCAGUCAAAUGUGUGACAAAAACAUGUUGGAAGAGAAAGCAGGCUUAAUGUUUCACGACCAGUGACCCUUCUUCAGAACUGAUGGCAGCUCGGAAAAGGUGGUAUCUACGCUGAACACUGGGUGGGAAGGAAAAGUAGUGUGGGGAAGGGCAGAGAUGGAGCGCAGAGGCAAUCAGAACGAAGUUAGGGAGAUAAAUGGAUUUGUGUCUUGUGUCUGUUGCAGUGCACAGCUUGAUUAUGUACAGUAGAAUAAGAUCCUAGAGGAUUGUAUGGCUAGAUGAAGUUACAGAGGUAGGAAGAUAUGAGACCCUGGACCGAUUUGAAAUCAAGGCUGGGAACUGUAGUAAAGAGCACCGAUACAACAGCAACAAGCCUUUUGUCUUUGUCUCUGCUUUAAAAGAAUUAUUGUGCUCUUGCCUCAAACGGCCAAUAUACUCCUCUUUCCACUCCCUAGCAUGGAAAAAGAACUGCAAUCUAAUAACUUUUCUAGAGGCCAGCUCAUCAAGAUCAUUGCCACACUGAUGUUGAAAUUACAUGGUAUUUUCUGUUAAAAGUUUGGGACAUGAUGAACAAUUCUCAAAUUUUACAAUUGCUGAAUAAACUUGAGAAGUGUUAAUGUUGCAU
Molecule: messenger RNA, 2923 nt
Organism: Stegostoma tigrinum
Lineage: Eukaryota; Metazoa; Chordata; Chondrichthyes; Orectolobiformes; Stegostomatidae
Product: cytochrome c oxidase assembly factor 3 homolog, mitochondrial
Exons: 2
Coding region: 27-326 (99 amino acids)
Biological process (GO): mitochondrial respiratory chain complex IV assembly
Cellular component (GO): mitochondrial inner membrane
Source: RefSeq, a predicted model, not a curated record